AUGCCAAACCCGGGACGGCCAUGUCGAUUGCAUAUACUGCAGCGAGAGGGCAUCAAAUGCGACCAGAGGCCUCCGGAAGGCGGCUACUACGAACAACGUGAGAACCAGCGUAAGCAGCGCCAGGGAGAUCAAUUUCGACCACAGCGGCAGCCACAGCAUCAGGGACACGCGAGUGCGUCGUCGCCCGGAUCUCACACCGGUGGCUGGUGUGUCCGAUGUGAGACCACUCCGCAUGCCACGCUACCUAGCCUGCCGGUCCGUCUGGAGCUGGUGAGACUCUACUUCGACUACAUCCAUGACCAGUUCCACUCCCUCUUCCAUCGGCCGAGCUUCAUCGAGGAUGCGCUCGGCGACCGGGUCCCACAUGGGAUCCUGUACGGCAUCUGUGCCCUGUCUGCGAGGUUCUCAACCGACCCGACUUUGGCAGCGGUUGACCCUCGGGACAGAGUACGGGGGUACUUGCAAGCCGCCGAGGGGUUCCUGAACCUCCGCGACGUGUCAUUGACUACGAUACAGCUGUGCGUCCUGAUAGGGGCAGCCUGGACGGCCGACGGCGACGGAGAAGCCGAGAACAUCUACUACGGCGUCGCAUGCCGCAUGGCGCAGCUGCUAGACCUGCCCAACAAGCCAGUAACCAGCCUGCUGGAACGAGAGAUCAAUCUACGGGUCUGGUGGUCACUCUGCAUGAUCGACGUCUGGUCAUCCACCGCGGUAAAGCUGCCCAAGCUGCUGCCGGCGAGAUCCGACAUCCCCCUGCCAAUGGACGAUCUGCCGUUUCUUGCGUUGAGCCGCAACGGUCCACAUGGGACUGCCGCGGUGGCGGGUGCGACGCCAUCUAGCCAGAGCUCGCAGCAUCUCUCUCAAAUGGUGCGGCUCAACCGGAUCCUGCUCGAUAUCAACGACUUCAACCAGCGCUGCGUUGCCGAGAACCCGGACUGGGACGCCCUUGAGCACGGCGUUGACGCGCUUCAUACGAGGAUGGAGGACUGGCUCGCCGCGCUCCCGGAGAACAUGCGCGAUACCCCUGAGAACUUUGCAUGGUUCGCAGCCCGCGGCCUUGGGAGGACCUUCGCGGCCGUGUACCUGGGGUAUUAUCACUUUGGCCAGCUUCUGUACUAUCAGUUUCUGUAUGGCGCAGGGACGACGACGGCCAUCAACCCCACGGCGUCGGCGUCGGUCGCGCGCCGGGACACGUAUGCGACCCGGUGCAAGGAGCACGCGGCGAGGCUGUGCGAUAUGGUGUACCGCGCGCAGACGACCGCGGGAGCGGAUGUGCGGUACACGAUGGCGGCGCAUGUGUUGGUGAUUGCGUCGACGGUGCAGAUCCACACGCUCCUGUUCAGCGGCGACGAGGCGGAUAUCAGCUUGGCAAGGCGGCGUCUCGAGAGAAACUUUGAGCUGCUCUUGCAGCUGCGGUGCUACUGGCCGACGGUUGACCGACCCAUCAGCCGACUGAGGGCUUUCCAUGAGACGGCGCGGACCAGCAUCGACACAAGCUUCGUGCUGGACCGGUGGAUGCUGCGGUUCCUGGUCGAGUUUGCGGAGCCGAUGGAGGAGAAGGAGGUCGGAACAGGCCGGCGCGGGGAUGGUGAGGAGAUGGAGUCGUUGUGGGCAAUGGAGGGGCUCCGGUGA
Messenger RNA from Colletotrichum spaethianum, 1632 nucleotides. Its product is annotated as putative transcriptional regulatory protein. Gene Ontology annotation, biological process: DNA-templated transcription. Gene Ontology annotation, molecular function: DNA binding; zinc ion binding. The transcript has 3 exons. Bases 1 to 1632 code for a protein of 543 amino acids. The record is from RefSeq and is a predicted model, not a curated record. Gene Ontology annotation, cellular component: nucleus. Lineage: Eukaryota; Fungi; Ascomycota; Sordariomycetes; Glomerellales; Glomerellaceae.